Messenger RNA from Ostrea edulis (European flat oyster), 3216 nucleotides. RefSeq lists its product as uncharacterized. The record is from RefSeq and is a predicted model, not a curated record. Lineage: Eukaryota; Metazoa; Mollusca; Bivalvia; Ostreida; Ostreidae. Bases 186 to 1787 code for a protein of 533 amino acids. The transcript has 16 exons.
UUUUUAAAAUAUGUUGUUGUGUUCAACGUCAUUUGCAUGCUUGAAAAUCUGUGCGAAGUGAAAACUCAAAACAUUUUGAUCAGGUUUAGGUUAAUCGUCAAGUUCUGAGGAUGUAGGAAAAGGCUAUGCAGAAUAUAGAACCACAUCUGUUUCCAGAAAAGUGAUUGUAAUUUGAUCAAUCAGCCAUGGCGGACCGAGGUGAUGAAGAAGAGGAAAAGGAGAGACAAAAACUGCGAGAUGCAGCAAGGAAAGUUCUCCAAAAACAAAUCAAUACCGAAGAGAGAGAAGAUCAAGCAGUAGAUCUAAAUGAUGUGCAGGCGAGAUUUCCAGAUAGCGGAGUGCCUCUUGACAAUAUCAAUUCAGGACAAAAUGAUGAUCUACCAACCUAUGAAGAGGCUAUGAUAAUAAUUGACACCCACAAUGAUUACAGGGAACAGCCACCAGGGAAUGGAAGACAAGAUGACGGUGAUAUUGGAAAUUCCUCGUUAGAAAGUUUGGAUGAAGAAGAAAGGCUUCCAUCUCCUUCAACAACUGACCAGAACAGACGAAAUACUCUGGGUGAACGACGAGAUUUGUAUGUGGUUCCUGAUUCAGGAAACAAUGCUGACACAGACCCACCAGGAGCUACAGUUGUGGAUAGUCACGUGAUGUGGCGUCAGUCCUUAGGACAAUCUGUCUGUGCAGAGGAGGGGCGAAGUGCAGAAAGAGAGGAAGAGUCGAGAUCUCGCCUGCAGAGGUUUAUACACCGCCGUAUGGAGAAUGUUUCAUUUAACCAGCUGUGCUGUGCUUUCUUUCUGGUGACUGGGGUUCUCGCAGUCAUCGUCUUUUUAGGGGUCUUCCCAGCCAGUUUUGUAUAUCUAGAUUACCAUAAGAUGGCCUUGAAAUAUAACAAAGUGACAGGGGUGGUUGACAGAUCCACCACGUACGAGUUUGGCUGUUACAUCUUGGGGCCCAGUGUUGGUUUCCUAGAAUUUGAUGCAGUUGCUCACACCGUGUCCAAAACUCACGGGAUCUUUACUCUGGAUAAGCUGCCUAUUGAAAUAUCAUAUCAUGUGCAAUACUUUAUAAAAAAGAAAGAAUUGGGACUUCUACACAGAGAGUUUGGGUCGAACUAUGAUGAAGUGAUUAGGAGUGUGAUAGAGAGUGAAAUCAAGAACCUUGCUGUCCCAUUCUCUGUGGAUCAGUACCGAUUACAGCGCUCCAUGCUGGAAAAAUAUUUUCAUGAAAAACUGAAAGGCAGACUUGGAGGAGAUUGUUGUGCCGAUUGUUGUCCCAGCAGCUGCAACAAUGCCACAAUUUGUGCAUUCUGUCCUCCAUCGAGUUCCUGUAAUAGGGCCUUCCAUGUGAAUGUGGAGUUUUUCCACUUGGGUAGGGUGGAUAUCCCUGAAGUGGUAACAGAGAGGUACCUCACUAGGACUUUGCUCAAGGAAAAUGUUGAUAGAGAAGUUUUCAUUCAGGAGAAAAUGGUACAGACUACAAAAACAUUACAACAAACAAAGAAAAUACGCAACACAGCAAAUGAAAUCCAGCAAGCAGCAGAUGCAGAGUCACAAAAGAUUGGAGUCACUGCCUCGGUCAACCGUGAUGCCAACUUGACUUAUGCAUACAUUUCAGCUCUUUCCAGCAUGUUUACAAAAUUGAACAUUUCUCAGGAGGACCACAAGCUCUCUGUCAUGAUGAUACGGGCGCUGGAAGAUGUGGCUGUAAAGGGGAAUCUCUACAGAACGUAUGGUUAUAAUAAUGGAACAUUGAGUCUUUACACCAAGAAUGGGAUGUCAGUUGGCUAAGAUUCUCAUGAAAUCCACAUACAUGUACCUGUAUUUUUUACAAUGAAUUUGAACAUUGCUCAGACAACCGGCAUUGUUUAUUAAUAGUGCAAUUGUUGUACAUUUGAGAUUGAAGAUAGUUGUACCUAGAUGAACUUUGACAAGCUGUUUUUAUUUUUGAAUUAUAUAUACAUAUUCUAAGAUCCUGAUCAGUGUUGAUAUGGUACAAUAUGUACUGUGUUUGAUAUAAUCAUUGCAUACUUUUUUUUUAUUAUUAUUUACUGCAAGGUUGCUUGUACAUGCAAACUUUUUUAUUUUUUCAUCUGGUUAAAAGUUCUUCACCUCCAGUCCGAUUAAAGCAGACCCUAUGAUCCGUUCACGUAGAUCGCUAUAUUUUAAUCAGAUUGAUUCAAUCAUUUGAUUUGUCUGUCAGGUCUAAGUUUCUAUACAUCAUAUCAACUUUAGAAUCUUAGUAGGUAUGGGCAAAAAAACCCCUUAUAUCAAUUUUUAAAAAUGUAUCAAUACUUAAUUUCUUAAAUAAAAACCUGAGAAGGAUAAAAAAAAAAAAUUAGAUUUGCAACUGCAACAUUAUCAGACAACACUAAUAUUUCUCACAACCAAUGCACAUACUAUAUACUGUCUCCAACAAAUGCAACCAUUUCCUCUGCUUUAUAUGUUAAAUAUUUUAAAGGCAUUCAUAGUACUCUGUUUUCUACUUCAUUUCUGUUCAACUUAAGGAGAUAUAGUACACCAAAGAAAUUUGAUAUGGAUGAAAAGUGGAGGGUAUGUACAACAAUAUUUUGAAAUUGAAGACUUUCAAAUUUACUUUAGUUAAAAAACGCAGUUUUAGUAGAAAGCAAUCUGGGGGAAAAAAUUAAAACUCCUGCUGGACUCAAGCCCUCGAUCUACAGUUCAGCAGUCGACCUACUAACCUACUGAGCUAGGUGAUGAAUUUAGACCAAGAUUGGGAUGACAUAUAGUAUUCAAAUUUGAUUAAAAUGUAAUCAAAAUAUAUGCAAAUGAAAUGGUUGCAUGUUUUCUGAAAUGUCUUGUAUAUAGGUUCUAAAUAAGGAGCACAAUAUGAAUUUGGAAAGUAGAAGUAGAUGAUGCAGUGUGACACAAAAAUCAGUCAUUUAGUCUAUACAUAAGAAAUAAUGGUAAUGCAUGAUAAAUUAUAGACUUGAUAUUUUUUUUUUUGAUAAUCUAAGAAUUUGGAUCAGCAUUGUAUACAAUGAAUAUGUAAAGUAGAAUGUGACUAUUAUUUAAGACUUAUUCAGUGGUUAACUAUAUCUAAUAUGCUUUAUAUAAAACAUGUUUACUUGUCUUGUUUAUGAGAUAAUUUAUGUUUAUAAUUUGUAUGGAUUUUUAUGGUUCCUGAAGCUUUAUAUGUAUAAGCCAUAAAGAUUGUCCUCCUAUAAAAUAAGUUGAAUUAAAAUUUUAUGAAGAUGUA